Molecule: messenger RNA, 720 nt
Organism: Bathycoccus prasinos
Lineage: Eukaryota; Viridiplantae; Chlorophyta; Mamiellophyceae; Mamiellales; Bathycoccaceae
Exons: 1
Coding region: 1-720 (239 amino acids)
Source: RefSeq, a predicted model, not a curated record
AUGGGGGGUGGAUCGUUCUGGCGGAAAGAGAAGAAGAAGAAGAAAGAGGAUGAUGAUGGUGGAGCCGCUUAUACUACUACUACUAAGAAUACGAAUAACGAUAUCAUCAAACCGCUCUCGUUACCGAGCAACCCGAUGAUUUUACGCAAUCCUGGGUGGCUCGAGCGCGUGGUCGAGGGCACGUUUUAUUGCGGGUGCGCUGGGGUCGCAUCUGGUCUCGCGUUUGCGUUGGUUCGCGGACGCCCGGUUUCGGUCGCGCCGCACUACGCGCUGAACAUGGCGACGAAUUUUGUCGUCGUCGGAGGGACUUUUUUAGGGAGUAAAGAGACGGCGAAGUUGUUGAGACAGAGAGAUGGUGUGAUGAACGAUAUGAUAGCAGGAGGAGUGACUGGAAGUGCGAUUUGGGGGUUGUAUCGAGGUGUGAGCGGCGCGCCGAGCGGGUUUUUGUUAGGCGGCGUCGUCGCCGGGAUGGGAAGCGCGAUGUUGAGCGAAGAGCUCGGUAAAGCUUUCGAUGCGUUCGAAUUGCCCGGGUGGUUUCCAGUGCGUAAAAUUACGGAAGAAGAGGAAAGAGAGAUGGAAGAGGAGAAGCUUUUGCACAGCAGAAUGCGACGGGUGAUGAUGGGCGAGUUCGACGAAAACGAAGCCGCGCGAUUGAGGAACGAGUUAUUGGUGAGAAGGCAAGUGAAGAAGGAGAGAGAGAGAGAUCGCAUGGCAAAGUGA